AUCUGAUUGGCUGUCUGGGAAAAUGAAAAGUCCUUGUGGUACAGGGUUGAGACCUACGAGAAGAUGGGGCGGGACCCCGUGUGGGAGGAGGCGGAGCCUAUGGGCUUUGGGCGCGAGCUGUUGAAAGGCAGUUGGUGUGGGUUCGGUUACUUGGUCCGGCUCGGCGGCCCCGGCCCAGCCCCAUGGCUGACCCCGAGGAAUUCCGGGCUUCGCCGCCGCCGCCGCCUCCCUCGUCUCCGUCUUCAGGCGCCUCUUCGUCGUCUCUCAGCAUGCCAGUGAGUUUGGGCUGGCGGAGUCCGAGUCGAACCCACGCCCCAACGGUGGACCCUCUGGAGCAAGUGGAGCUGCAGAUCGGAGACGCAGCAUUUUCAUUAACUAAACUUCUUGAAGCCACAUCUGCGGUAUCCGCUCAGGUGGAAGAGCUUGCCCUGAAAUGUACAGAAAAUGCACGCUUCCUUAAGACGUGGCGGGACCUCCUGAAAGAAGGCUAUGAUUCUUUGAAACCCGACAACUGACUUGCAGAUGUGGUUGGUUAAUGACUCACACAUAAGAUAUUUGCACAUGGACCACAUUUAUGGGGCUGCCUGUCUCUAGACAUUUAGACUGAGAAUGAAAUUUUUCUUGGUAUUCUUAACUUCUGAGAGAGCAGAAUACUGAAGGCUUGUUUGUUUUCUUUUCUCUGUUAGGUCAGUGUUUACCUUAAAUACUUUCUGCCCUCUACACUUUUGCAGACUCCUUUAUGGGAGCUAAUUCCAUCAGUAAGAAAUGGAUUUUAUUAGUGCCUCAGUGCAAUCAGAUCAUUAUUUGGUUUUUGAGAAGACGCCAAGGUUGGCUGAGUUUGGAGUUGAGCUUGGUUUGUUCCCUAAAGCAGUUGAUGACUUCAGGUAGUGGGUCCAGCUCUAGGACACCAACUCUGAAGCCAGUGAUGGCGCUUUAUUUACUUCCUUAUCUCAGCACCCAAAGCCAUGUCACACAAUACUCAGUGUCCGUGACUAAGAUUUGAUAAGUGUAAUUAGAAGCUACAUUUGCUUCCUAUUUUCCAGGAUGAAGACUAAUUGUUUCUUUGAAUCUAAACUUCGUUAGCUUGAAGGAAAAGUAUUCUUUUUUUUUUUUUUGUGGGAAUUUGAGUUUUUUUCUGUCUUGAGACAAUCUCGCUGUGAAGCCCAGGCUUCUUGUCUUAGUCUCUUUGGACGGCAGGACUACUGGUGUUCAAUACCAUACCCAGUAUAGGCUUUUGAAUCUUAAUGAUGACUUUUAAAAAAUAUUUUUCCCAUUCUGUGGUCCCAUUUUUAAAAAGCUUUUACUUCAUAAAAUGGAAACUUUUAUAGAAUACAUACUUUUGUCUAUUUUUUAUAGUUAGCUUCUUUCAUAGUUAAUAUCUUUCUUGUUGGUGUUCUACAUGUCUGAUUGCUAUCUUUGAAAUACCUUAUCAAAUUUAUGGCUAUAUGGCACUAAUGGAACUUUACAAGUUAUUUACAUUAUUCUAAAAUUUGUUUGUUUCCAGUGUAUCAAAUUUAACUGUUUCAAUGGGUUUCAUAUCAGUUGACCUUACUGUUAGGGUUCUAAUUUACCUGUGCUGUAUUUUAUGUAAUUUGUGCCAUCUGUUAUCAAGCCAUGUACUACCUUGAUACAUAUGACCUUUAAGUAUCUUUGAUGUGAUGUCUGUGUAGAUACAGUGAUGUAAACAAAUUUCUCUUAAGUCUCACAGUGAAGCUGUGAUAGGGGACAAACAGAUGGACAAAGACUAGUUUCAACAUAGUCAUAGUUAAUGAUUUUUUUAAUUCUUUUUAGUUAAGAUCACAAACAUGUAUGGUGUAAUUUUUGUACCAAAGAGAUACUUAUUCCCGUAUAAGAGAAAUACUUAUAUAUUCUGAGAAUUGCAAUUUAAAAAUGUAUAAAAAUAAAUGUAUUUCAAGUAAA
This is a messenger RNA of Cricetulus griseus (Chinese hamster), 1920 nucleotides long. The record is from RefSeq and is a predicted model, not a curated record. NCBI's taxonomy places the organism in Eukaryota, Metazoa, Chordata, Mammalia, Rodentia, Cricetidae.